CUCGCUGAGAGCGCCAAUAUAAAAGCGAAGCGGCGAGCUUAAAUCGGCAUAGUAUUUAUUCACAUCGCUUGCUCGCUUCGCCAGACUUAUUUUCCACAACAAACCAACCAAAAUGAGUUCCGCUGAGUACUACCCAUUCAAGUGCACACCCACCGUCUACCCGGCGGAUCCCUUCGAUCCCGUCGAGGAUGCGGCCAUUCUGCGCAAGGCCAUGAAGGGCUUCGGCACUGACGAGAAGGCCAUCAUCGAGAUCCUGGCCAGACGCGGCAUCGUGCAGCGCCUGGAAAUCGCCGAGGCCUUUAAGACCUCCUACGGCAAGGACCUGAUCUCGGACCUGAAGUCUGAGCUGGGUGGCAAGUUUGAGGAUGUGAUCCUGGCGCUGAUGACGCCGCUGCCUCAGUUCUAUGCCCAGGAGCUGCACGACGCCAUCUCUGGACUGGGAACCGAUGAGGAGGCCAUCAUCGAGAUCCUCUGCACCCUGUCCAACUACGGCAUCAAGACCAUUGCCCAGUUCUACGAGCAGAGCUUCGGCAAGUCCCUGGAAUCCGACCUGAAGGGCGACACCAGUGGCCACUUCAAGCGCCUGUGCGUGUCUCUGGUGCAGGGCAACCGGGAUGAGAACCAGGGCGUGGAUGAGGCAGCGGCCAUUGCCGACGCCCAGGCCCUGCACGACGCCGGCGAGGGACAGUGGGGCACCGACGAGUCCACCUUCAACUCGAUCCUGAUCACCCGCUCCUACCAGCAGCUGCGCCAGAUCUUCCUCGAGUAUGAGAACCUGUCGGGCAACGACAUCGAGAAGGCCAUCAAGCGGGAGUUCAGCGGCUCGGUGGAGAAGGGCUUCCUUGCCAUCGUCAAGUGCUGCAAGUCUAAGAUCGAUUACUUCUCGGAGCGCCUGCACGACUCGAUGGCCGGCAUGGGCACCAAGGACAAGACUCUGAUCCGCAUCAUCGUCAGCCGCUCGGAGAUCGAUCUGGGUGACAUCAAGGAGGCAUUCCAGAACAAGUACGGCAAGAGCUUGGAGUCCUGGAUCAAGGGCGAUACAUCCGGCGAUUAUAAGCGUGCCCUAUUGGCUAUUGUUGGAUUCUAAAAGAAUACAUAAAGAGUAUCCAAAAAAACAAAAACAAAAAGCUCCAACAAUAACUUUAACUUGUCAAAUUCGUCUGUUCCACGCCCUAAACUACAUAUUCUUAGACAAAAAGAAUGUACAAAUGCAAUUCAGAUACCGAUUAGUUGACGAAUGUAUAGAUUUUAUAUACUGGAACAGUUUUUAACGCAAGACGAGGCCACGCAGUGCAUUUAAAGCCGUUGAAUCAGAACCCCAGUCUCGCAACCUGUUGAUUAUGAUUACAUUACUACGAUACAUUACCCUAUGCACGCCACAUGCACAUUAUUGUAUCUCUAUAUAGCUGAAUAGCUUAUGGGUUUCUCUGUUUUUGUUUCUCUCGAGUCUCAUUUGCAAUAUAUACAUAUAUAUAUAUAUUUUAAACUUAAAAAAACGCAACAAAAUAAACAAAAAUAUGACAAAACGAAAAUUUCAAAUUGAGUUUCAGUUACAGUUCCUUAGCAGAAGCUGCUGCACUGCUUGUUGCCAUGUUACUAACUUAGUUGAGUUAGUCGCCUAACAUCACAUAUUAACCAAAGGGGCGGCGGUGGCUUAAUAAUUUAUAAGAGUUCGUGUGAAAAUAUUACUUGAUUUUUAAAAUAUAUUCAAUGUGAAUUUGGUCCUUGAUGUUAAAUUUAAACGAUUAAGUUUAUCAGUUCUUUAAAGAGUAAAACAAGUGUUUUGGCCUUAGCACUGCUUGCUUUGAGUAACUCUUCGAAAUGUAAAAUUUGUAACAUUUUUACAUUCAAUAAUUAAGUAUAUUUUUAUUAUUUAUGCUUUAACAAGUAAAAUGUUAUGGUAUGUCUAGCUUUUCAUAGAUCAAUUUUACACGAAUAUCUAUUUACCAUCCCCUCCUACUUGGAGUCCAUGCUAACUUUCGUGGUGAUAAUCCAGAUCUAAGCCAUGUAUACAAAGUAAAAAAGCGUUUAAUGCCUUACACUUCUGCUCUUUUCACGCUUAAUCUUUAUCAGGAGGAUGCCGAGACCGAUAUUGGAUAUGUGCUCGUCACUCUCACGGCUUGGUAGAGCCUGAUGCAGCCAGAA
Molecule: messenger RNA, 2145 nt
Organism: Drosophila kikkawai
Lineage: Eukaryota; Metazoa; Arthropoda; Insecta; Diptera; Drosophilidae
Gene: AnxB9
Product: Annexin B9
Cellular component (GO): cytoplasm
Molecular function (GO): calcium ion binding; calcium-dependent phospholipid binding
Source: RefSeq, a predicted model, not a curated record